This is a messenger RNA of Paramecium octaurelia, 342 nucleotides long. The record is from the annotation of a GenBank genome assembly. NCBI's taxonomy places the organism in Eukaryota, Ciliophora, Oligohymenophorea, Peniculida, Parameciidae.
AUGUAUUUCCAACGAGCAACUAAUUCUGUGCAAAGAAACGUUCCUUCAGCUUAAACACAAAUAGCCAUCAGCAAUCAAUAAUAUGUAUUGAAUAUUAUAGAUUUUAGCUAUCUCCUGUUGGCAAGUAUUCUUCUGCUCAAAGUUAAGCGAAGUCAAUAUAGGAGACUCCUAAUGGGAAUUUCGUUAAGGAACAACUUGAUUCAUUAUAUAUCAACCUGAAGAAGGAAAAUUAAGUUCUAAAGGAGAAACUAUCAAUGAUUAGCUCAUAAGUUGAGGAAGCAGAACAAAAAUUAUAACUAUAUAAAAAAAUCUGAAAUAUAUUAUGGAAAAUUAAAAGUAUGC